Molecule: messenger RNA, 2752 nt
Organism: Struthio camelus australis
Lineage: Eukaryota; Metazoa; Chordata; Aves; Struthioniformes; Struthionidae
Source: RefSeq, a predicted model, not a curated record
AUGGCAGUGCUGCUGCUGAUCGGUACUUGCGGUUUUUUGCCCGCAGUUUCCUUAACUGUGUUCAGAGUGGAUCUAUGUAAUAAAGCACGUGUUCUUCUUCUCGUUGCUUCAGAUGUUGAUGCAUUAUGUGCUUGUAAAAUACUCCAAGCUUUAUUUCAAUGUGAUCAUGUACAAUAUACGCUAGUCCCAGUAUCUGGGUGGCAAGAGCUUGAAACUGCCUAUCUUGAGCAUAAAGAUCAGUUUAAGUACUUUGUUCUUAUUAAUUGUGGUGCCAAUGUUGACCUAUUGGAGAUCUUGCAGCCUGAAGAAGACACGUUUUUUUUUGUAUGUGACAGCCACAGACCUAUCAAUGUAGUGAAUGUUUACAAUGAGACACAGGUUAAGCUAUUAGUUAAACAAGAUGAUGAUCUUGAUGUUCCUGCUUAUGAUGAUAUCUUCAGAGAUGAAGAGGAUGAAGAGGAGGACUCUGGGAAUGAAAGUGAUAGAUCAGAACCUUCAGAGAAGCAUAGACGAUUUGAAGAGGAUGUAAUAGAGAGAACAAUGAAAAGGCGGCAGAAGCGAGAAUGGGAGGCGCGCAGGCAAGAAAUUCUUUUUGAUUAUGAACAAUAUGAAUAUCAUGGGACCUCAUCUGCAAUGAUGAUGUUUGAUCUGGCAUGGAUAAUGUCUAAAGACUUGAAUGACAUGUUGUGGUGGGCUAUUGUUGGCUUAACAGAUCAAUGGGUCCAGGAUAAAAUCACUCAGAUGAAGUAUGUGACCGAUAUUGGGAUACUACAGCGUCAUGUAUCUCGCCAUAACCACCGCAAUGAGGAUGAAGACAAUUCUCUGUCAAUUGACUGCAUGCGAAUAGCAUUUGAAUAUGACCUGCGCCUGGCACUUUACCAGCACUGGUCUCUGUAUGAAAGUCUCUGUAAUACUUCUUAUACCUCUGCUAGCCUCAAACUUUGGUCUGUACAAGGGCAGAAGAGGCUCCAGGAGUUCUUGGCUGACAUGGGUUUGCCUUUGAAGCAAGUGAAACAGAAGUUUAAUUCAAUGGACAUUUCUUUAAAAGAAAAUCUUCGGGAAAUGAUUGAAGAAUCUGCAAACAAGUUUGGAAUGAAGGAUUUAAGAGUUCAGACCUUCAGCAUUCACUUUGGCUUUAAGAAUAAGUUCUUAGCAAGUGAUAUAGUUUAUGCAACAGCUUCCCUCAUGGAGAAUAUAGAGAAAGAGGGGCCUGAAACCGAUAACUUCAUUAAAGCUUUGGACAGUCUCUCCAGGGGUAACCUGGACAAACUGCACCAAGGACUGGACCUGGCCAAAAAGCAGUUACGUGCCAUUCAGCAGACAGUAGCCAGCUGUAUUUGUACCAACCUUGUAAUUUCUCAGGGGCCUUUCCUUUAUUGUUCUCUUAUGGAGGGCACACCCGAUGUGAAACUGUUUUCCAAACCAGUGUCUCUGUGCCUGCUCAGUAAAUACUUACUCAAAUCCUUUGUUUGUUCUACAAAAAAUAAGCGCUGUAAAUUGCUGCCACUGGUAAUGGCUGCACCAAUGGAUGUUGAACAGGGAACUGUGAUCAUGGUGGGGAUUCCUCCGGAGACGGAAAGCUCUGACAAAAAGAACUUUUUUGGGAGAGCAUUUGAGAAAGCUGCAGAGAGCACCAAUUCUAGGACGUUACAUAACCAUUUUGACAUGUCAAUAAUUGAGUUGAAAACAGAAGACCGGAGCAAAUUUCUGGAUGCGCUCAUUUCUCUCCUGUCCUAACGUGAUGCUUUUUGGUGCCUUCUCCUGGAAGCUGAGGAUCAUAUACACUGAAAGUGUCCUGAAUAUUCCAAGGUUCUUGGUGCUGCAAUUGUGAUGGAACAUCUUGCUUUAUUCUAGAUUACGGCUACAGGCCUGGGCUGUUGGCUUUGUCUCUUGGGAAGGCAAAAGGAUUUUAACCUUAGCGUACGCAUGUUGAGCACUGCUACUUUGUAAAGACCCCAUCCUCAUAACAGCAAAAGGUGUCAACUAGAAUUAUAUGCAAAUCGAAUUUCUGUUUGUCAAACCUUUUUUUUCACUAGGCAUGCUCCUAUGAUAUCUAGAUGUUGGCUAGUAACAAAAAUUAGGUUUUGAAGAAGUCCCAUGUUUAGUAAUAGUACCAUUCAAAUAUUUAAGAAGUGUUGUUGAAUGGUUUUCUAUUUUUAUUUUGUAAGAUACUUUUAGAAAAAUCUGCUUGAAUUUCUGAUGUUUUGGAAUUCUUUAAGUAUUACUAGGUUGAGGUCUUAUAGUUGAAUUAACUGUUUUAUGAAGCAAGUUUUAAGAUUUUAGUGCUUUUAAAAUAUGAGUACUGAGCAGUUGCCAAAUACAGAAUGAAAAAAUCCUAUAAAUACUAUAGAAUUCUCUUCCGGAAAAUAUUAAGAUGGCAUCAUUAUUUUAAUGUCAGAAAAGCAUCCUUAGUCAUGCAUUGUGAUAGUGAAUUGAGAUCUAUAGUUUCACUUUGGGAAUAAUUUUCCUGCAAACAAUCUAAAAUGUUAUGAUGACUGUGUUGUGUGUGUGGACUAUAGCAUUAUAAAUAUUGACAAGCUAGAGUGAUCCUGUUCCCAAAUAGAUUAAUUUCAUUUUGGUCAUAUGAAAUGGUGUGGAUUGUUAGACUUAUCCUACUGCACACUGGGUGAGUAUGUGUAUGUGUAUAUUUGGAAUUCUUUUUCUUCAUGUGGUGUUUACUUGAAUUCUGUAUGACUUAGUAUUUUCAUGUAUCAUAAUGAAUAUGUAAAGGUUUCGUACUGUUGUUGCAUCA